CGACAAAGUAGGCAGCUCCUACUGCUCCUCAUCACAGCCAACCUCUCCUCCUCCUCCUCCUUCGUAGCCACCACCUUCUCCGAUGUAGCCUCCUUGUCCUCCUCCGUCGCAACACCCUCGUCCUCCUCCAUUGUAAGGUCGUCCUCUGCACUCCUCGACGAGGAGGAGGUCGAGGAGGAGGAGAGGAGAGGAGGAGGAGGGUAGGAGGAUGAGUAGGAGGGUGGAGGAUGAAGGAGGAGGGCGCUAUGAUGGAGGAGGAGGAGGAGGCUACAAUGGAGGAGGGGAGGAGGCUACAAUAGAACGCCAAGACGAAGGAGGAAGAGGACAAAGAGAAGGUUGGGUGAUAGGAGGAGCAGGAAACUACAGUGGACGAAGAGGAGGUGGAGGAGGAGGUAAGGGGGCAGAUGAGGACGACGCUACAAUAGAGGAGGACACUGCGACGAAGGAGGAGGACGAGGGUACGGCGGAGGAGGAGGUGGCUACGAAGGAGGAGGAGGAGGAAGAGGAGGAGGAGAGGUUGGCUGCAAUGGAUGAGCAGGAGGAGCUGCCUACAAUAUAGGAGUAGGAAAAGGAGUCUAUGAUGGAGGAAGAGGCGCAGGGGAGAUGAGAAGGAGGAGGCUACCAUCGAGGAGGAGGACAAGGCAAAGGAGGAGGAGUAGGAGGAGGUAUGAAUCCAUCAAUUAAACAUGCCCACCACACAGCACCAUAUCCAUGCCAUAUUUCCUUAACUACGACCCGGAGGGCUGGAGGGAAGCCAACACGUCUCUAUCAAUCAAUCAAUCGCGUCGAGCCGA
Messenger RNA from Chara braunii, 794 nucleotides. NCBI's taxonomy places the organism in Eukaryota, Viridiplantae, Streptophyta, Charophyceae, Charales, Characeae. The record is from the annotation of a GenBank genome assembly.